CAAAGCGCUUCAAUAGCUGUCGAAUCCAAGUUCUGAAGAAGAACGAAGGUUGUGUUAGCUAAGUCAAAGAGUAUAUUCUAUAAGUGACCUGCUAGUGCUUAGUCUCCAAUUAUAUUUUGAUGACUGGUUGAUUGACUGAAAAUUUGACCAAAGGUUAGUCCUGAGUCCCUGCAGAAGGUGUGAAAAUGCCUGCUGGUGUGUCCUGGUCUCGAUAUCUGCAGAUGUUUGGGGCCAGUAUGAUGGCCAUGUUUGUAGGAGCAGAAUGUGUCCACCAGUACUACAGGCCUGAUUUGAGUAUUCCUGAAAUCCCACCCAAGCCUGGGGAGUUGAAGACAGAACUUCUGGGAUUGAAAGCUAGAAAAGAGAAAGUUUUGCAAAGUCUCAAAUCUGAAUCUGGGAAUUGAGGCACCUCAGUGAGGAACAUUGGAUUCAGUGGACAAGAGACCUCUUGUUUGUCCAGGUGUGGUGGAGCCCUAUCAGGACUUUUUUCCGUAUCAGCCUGGCAUACAGCUGCAAAGGAUGUUAUGGAAUCGUUAAAAAACCUGGAACACCUUGGUGCUGGAUUUAUGUUGCUGGAGUGACACCCAUCAGUCAAGCCUCCAUCAAGAAGUCUGUUGAAACAAACGUACAAAAAUAAAUUAUUAAUAUUCUGUA
Molecule: messenger RNA, 654 nt
Organism: Osmerus eperlanus (European smelt)
Lineage: Eukaryota; Metazoa; Chordata; Actinopteri; Osmeriformes; Osmeridae
Product: ubiquinol-cytochrome-c reductase complex assembly factor 6
Exons: 3
Coding region: 186-404 (72 amino acids)
Biological process (GO): mitochondrial respiratory chain complex III assembly
Cellular component (GO): mitochondrion
Source: RefSeq, a predicted model, not a curated record